UCAUCAGCCGAUAGUCGGUAUUUUACGCUGGCCUCGGUUUCGAGCGGAUGCCCUUCUUUUUUCGAUGGCAGCUUACGCACAGCCAAACUUCGAAGUGCCAGCCACAAAUAACGAUGAAUUCACGUUUGAUAUCCACUGCUUGAAAAGGUUUCUCAAACUCUUCUGGUUGAUGUUUCCAGGAUGUAAAAGUAUUGCAUCUUUGUUGUGCUGGUUUCUUCUCUGUUUGUCAGUCCUAGAGCAGUAUAUAAUCUACAACAUAGGUCAGAUUCCCAGCAAGUUUUAUCUGGUUCUCGGCAACAAAGAUGAACCUGGUUUCAAAGAGGAGAUAAUCGAGGCUGUGGUGCUCAUACUGGCAGAAGGCUUUAUUGCGAGCACCAUUCUGUAUGUGAGUUCUGUCUUGUACCUGACUUGGCGAGAAAACAUCUGUACUGUUCUUCAUUGCGAAUACUUCAAAGGUAUUCGCUAUUACACCAUCAACAUUAUCAACAAGACUGUUGACAACCCAGACCAGCGAGUGACACAGGAUGUCGACAAACUAUGUCUGUCUUUCAGCUAUGUGUUUGCUCCAGUCAUCAUAUCUCCAUUUACAAUAGCAUACUACUUGUACAAGGCAGCCAUCAGUACAGGGUACAUUGGUCCAGUCAGUGUGGUAGUGUUCUUUAUCGUCGUCACCAUUAUCAACAAGUUUCUCAUGUCGCCCGUUGUCAAGCUGGUGUACAAACAAGAAUUACAAGAAGGAGAAUUCAGGUACAAACAUAUGCAGAUGCGAGUGAAUGCCGAGUCGGCAGCAUUUUACCGAUCUGGCCGAAUGGAAAAAGUGAAGACGAAUGUCAAGUUAAAGACUCUCAUCACGAUACAGCACAAGUUGAUACGGCAGCAGUAUGCUUUGAACUGUUCGAUCAAGUCCGCUGACUACCUUGGCAGCAUCCUCAGCUAUAUAGCACUGGCUGUUCCCAUCUUCCUCGGUCUUUAUAACAGUCUAACUGCAGUCGAACUCUCAGCUUUAAUCAGCAAGAAUGCCUUUGUAACUAUCUACCUGAUUAGCUCCUUCACCAAACUGAUUGAUCUCUCCGCAAAAGUCACAGACAUGGCAGGUAACGCACACAGAGUUGGACAGCUGCUGGAAAUUCUGAGUUCGCUGCAGGACGAGUCAGGAGAAGAUCACAAAGACAGCUCCCGCACUAUUACGUCAGAACUGACGUCUGUUAGCAGUGAGCAGGAGGAGGCAGACGACGAUAUGUACGAGAUGAUGCAGACGGCUCUCACUGUCAACAACAUCACAUAUGGGCCGCCAAACUCUUCAGAAAUCUUGUGUAGAAAUUUAAGUUUUCAGCUGCAGUCGGGUGUUAAUAUUUUAAUAACCGGACCGAGUGGUUGUGGGAAGAGUUCGUUACUUCGAGUCAUCAAUGGGCUCUGGAAAGUAACAUCAGGUAGCAUUAAUAGCAAUUUGCUGCACAGUAACAAGUAUCUCUUCUUUCUGCCUCAAAAAGUUUACUUUACAAAUGGAUCACUUAAAGAACAGAUUAUUUUUCCAAGUCAGCUGCAUGAAGUUGAUAUUGAUGAAGAGAAGUUGCAUGCUUUAAUUGACUACGUGGGAUUGCAGGUUAUACUGGAGAGAACUGGAGGGCUGGAUGGUGGAUUUCAUUGGAACUGGUAUGAUGAAUUGUCCCCUGGUGAGAUGCAGAGGCUGUCUUUUGUCAGGUUGUUUUUUCAUCAGCCUAGGUUUGCAGUGCUGGAUGAGUCAACAAGUCAGAUCAGCAUGGAUGUGGAGGAGAAGAUGUACCGCAAGUGUCAGGAGCUCCAGAUCACCCUGAUGAGUGUCGGACACCGCGAUAGCGUCAGACAGUACCACGAUAUGGAGCUGCACCUCGAUGGUCAUGGAGGCUGGACUUUUAGUUCUAUAAGAGAUCUCAGUACUUUUCUUUAACUUAGGCUUCACACUGGACUUUGAGUUCUAUAUGAGGUCCCAGUGCUGUUUAUUAACUUAGGCUUCACACUGGACUUUGAGUUCUAUAAGAGAUCCCAGUGCUGUUCAUUAACUUAGGCUUCACACUGGACUUUAAGUUCUAUAAGAGAUCCCAGUGCUGUUAAUUAACUUAGGCUUCACACUGGACUUUGAGUUCUAUAAGAGAUCCCAAUGCUGUU
Molecule: messenger RNA, 2145 nt
Organism: Gigantopelta aegis
Lineage: Eukaryota; Metazoa; Mollusca; Gastropoda; Neomphalida; Peltospiridae
Product: lysosomal cobalamin transporter ABCD4-like
Exons: 17
Coding region: 65-1927 (620 amino acids)
Biological process (GO): peroxisome organization; very long-chain fatty acid catabolic process; long-chain fatty acid import into peroxisome
Cellular component (GO): peroxisomal membrane
Molecular function (GO): ATP binding; ABC-type transporter activity; long-chain fatty acid transmembrane transporter activity
Source: RefSeq, a predicted model, not a curated record